AUGUCAGGACAUCACCGCAUCACUCUCGCUGCCAACCCCCCCUACUUCGAUGGCGACAAGUCCAAAUACCUGGGCUUUGUGGACGCGUGCACCACUUACAUCGGUGCCUAUCGGUCAGAGUUCUCGCUGGACGAGACGAAAAUCCUCUUCGUACUGUCCUACCUCCGCAAUGAGAGCGGCACAAGCUGCGCCGCCUCAAGAUGGGCGAUGAACUGGAAGCAGCACAAUUUCGAGGGCUUCCAAGGACUAAAGGCGGGAGUCACCGCGACAAGCUUCUUGGAGGAGCUUCAGAGGGCCUUUGGGGAUUCUAACGCAGAGCAAGUCGCUGCCGCCCGACUCAUGGCCCUUUGCCAGGGCAGACGGUCCUUCGCGGACUACAUCUCUGACUUCGAAAUGCUGGCUGCGGACGCGGGGUACAACGUGGUCGCCUCAACCGAUGACAAGGGCGAGUACAAGAAGGGGGAUCAGGACAACAUCCUCAUCGAGUUCCUCGAGCGCGGACUCAGCAGCGAAAUUGCAAGCCGCCUUUACAACACCGGCGUCCCCCUGCCCAAGGCAUAUGGUGCCUUCAAGAACUGGUGCGUCAACAUCGAGGCCAAUGCCUUGCGCGAUCAGCUGCGUAAGGCAUCCUAUGCGCACUCAACUCCGCGGCCCCCACCCCAAUUCCGCCCUCAGGCUGCACCAUCAGCACCUGCACCCGCUCCGGCCCGACCAGCGGCCAAUGAGCCGGUUCCGAUGGAGAUCAAUCGCACCCACGCCCGUGGCCGCAAUAUCAUCUGCUACAACUGUCAGCAACCUGGACACAUUGCGCGGAACUGCCCUGAGCCCAAGAAGAAGCGCACGUUCUUCAAUCGGGCCACAAUGCUAGAAGAGAUCGAGAACGGGGACAAGGACAACGAGUUCCUGAAGGAGAUCGCCGAGAAGCUGCGCGAGAAGGGUUUUUGA
Molecule: messenger RNA, 945 nt
Organism: Mycena citricolor
Lineage: Eukaryota; Fungi; Basidiomycota; Agaricomycetes; Agaricales; Mycenaceae
Source: the annotation of a GenBank genome assembly